Capronia coronata CBS 617.96 is the source of this 513-nucleotide messenger RNA. Its product is annotated as carbonate dehydratase. The transcript is spliced from 3 exons. The record is from RefSeq and is a predicted model, not a curated record. Bases 1 to 513 code for a protein of 170 amino acids. Gene Ontology annotation, molecular function: zinc ion binding; carbonate dehydratase activity. NCBI's taxonomy places the organism in Eukaryota, Fungi, Ascomycota, Eurotiomycetes, Chaetothyriales, Herpotrichiellaceae.
AUGUCUGCCAUUCAAAAGAACAUUGAAACAGCAUCAGAAAACUACUCGGCCUCUUUCACCAAAGGACAUCUCGCGCUACCGCCUGCAAAGAAAUAUCUGGUCCUAACAUGCAUGGAUGCUCGGAUUGACCCGGCGCAGGCAUUCGGGAUCGAGCUGGGCGAUGCUCAUGUCAUUCGCAAUGCAGGCGCUUCAGCGCGCGACGGGUUGAGAAGCAUAGUCAUUUCCGAGCAACUGUUGGGAACUCAGGAGAUCGUGCUGGUCAAACAUACCGGCUGCGGAAUGUUGACGUUCACAAAUGACGACGCUUAUGGGUUGGUCGAGAAGAAUCUUGGUUCUGAUGCAGCGGCGGAACUCAAGUCACGAAAUCUGGACUUCCUUCCUUUCUCGGACCUCGAGCGGGCCGUCAACGAGGACGUCGAGUAUUUGCGGGACACUAAGUUGGUCCCGGACAGUGUGACUAUCAGUGGGUGGAUCUAUGAGGUUGAGACGGGAAGGACUCGCAGAGUUGUAUGA